Messenger RNA from Danio aesculapii, 4841 nucleotides. RefSeq names its product sperm associated antigen 9b (gene spag9b). Lineage: Eukaryota; Metazoa; Chordata; Actinopteri; Cypriniformes; Danionidae. The coding region runs from base 292 to 4209 and encodes 1305 amino acids. The record is from RefSeq and is a predicted model, not a curated record. Gene Ontology annotation, cellular component: cytoplasm. Gene Ontology annotation, molecular function: JUN kinase binding; kinesin binding; signaling receptor complex adaptor activity. Gene Ontology annotation, biological process: vesicle-mediated transport. The transcript has 31 exons.
AGCUCCACUAGUCUCUCUCCGGUCUCUUGACGGGACUCUAGUUAAUGACCGCCGGUUAACGUUAACCAGAUAAUCCCGGCCAACUGAGAGUUUUGGAGAACCGGGACGAGUGAACUCGGCGGCGGAGGAGGUCUGCUUUCCGCUCGCGUUGGCUUGUUUUCCUCAAAGUUCUCCGCGAAUGUAGAGAACAGAAGUAAACACAGUAUUAGUGAACUGUUAGCUAGCGCGACAGACGGAGCUCCGUCAAGACACCCUUCUCAAGGAUUGAGACGGAGACUGUAAGCCGCAGUGAUGGAGCUGGACGACGGCGUGCUGUACCAGGAGGACCCGGGCUCCUCCGCGAUGAUGUCGGAGCGGGUGUCCGGCCUGGCGAGCUCCAUCUACCGCGAAUUCGAGCGAAUGAUCGGCCGGUAUGACGAGGACGUGGUGAAGGAGCUGAUGCCACUAGUUGUGGCGGUGCUAGAGAACCUGGACUCGGUGUUCGCAGAAAACCAGGAGCACGAGGUGGAGCUGGAGCUGCUGAAGGAGGACAAUGAGCAGCUGGUGACCCAGUAUGAGCGCGAGAAGGCUCUGAGGAAGAACGCGGAAGAGAGAUAUAUCGAGUAUGAAGACUCUCAGGAGCAGGAUAAGAAAACUCUGCAGACUCGCGUUCAGCUUCUGGAGGCUCAAACCCGACAGAUGGAGUUCAAGACCAAGAACUGCACAGAUCAGAUUGGCCGAUUAGAGGAGCGUGAAGCCGAGCUGAAGAAAGAGUAUAAUGCGCUCCAUCAGAGACACACUGAGAUGAUCCACAGCUACAUGGAGCACUUGGAGAGAGCAAAAUACCAGCAGCAGAUGUCAGAGACCACAGAAACCAGUCAUCAGAGCAGAAUAAGGAAGGAACGACCCGUCUCUCUGGGUAUUUUCUCAUUGCCGGGCAGUGAUGUGAUGAGUCCCGAUGUGCACAGAGACGAGUCUCCAGGAUCAGACACAUGGAGAUAUAACAAUCUCAGCCACCCUCGCUCCAACACCAGCCUCAAGCUGGAGGCGGAGGGUAAGAGCCGUCUGGAGAAUCUGGAGUCCCAAUGGAGCGUCUCCAGUCAGGAUGAGCUGUCUGGUGUGGGUGGAGGCGAGUGUAAAUCCAGCACUGAACCCGCUUCACAUGCAGUGCCGGAGGAGACCGAGGGGUUAAACCCAAAUCUGGACUCCAGCAGCAAUAAACCAGACAACAGCAAAAACAUCGGCGUUCAGGGAGACGCGGCUUCAGAAACACAGGCCACAGGAGCUGAUCAGGGCAUGAAUGGCGAGCGGUCAGAGGUGCAGGCCAUCAUUGAGUCCACACCUGAGCUGGACAUGGAGCUGAGCGGAUGCAAAGGCUCCAGCACUCCCACUAAAGGCAUCGAGAACAUGGCGUUUGACCGUAACACAGACUCUCUGUUCGAGGAGCUCUCAUCCGCAGGAAAUGACCUCAUCGGGGAUGUUGACGAAGGAGCCGACCUGCUGGGAAUGGGCCGUGAAGUCGAACACCUGAUCCAUGAAAACACACAGCUGCUGGAGACAAAGAACGCUCUGAAUGUGGUGAAAAACGAUCUGAUCGCUCGAGUGGAUGAGCUGGUGUGUGAGAAAGACGUCCUUCAGGGAGAGAUGGAGGUCCUGAAACAGACGAAAGACAAACUGGAGGAGAGGAACAAAGAGCUGGAGGACGAGCUCAAGAAAGUGCGAGCUGAGAUGGAGGAAACCAAAGUGGAGACGAAAGGGGACGAGGAUAGCGACGUGCCGACAGCUCAGCGCAAACGCUUCACUCGUGUGGAGAUGGCCAGAGUCCUGAUGGAGAGGAACCAGUAUAAAGAGAGGCUGAUGGAGCUGCAGGAGGCUGUCAGGUGGACAGAGAUGAUACGGGCGUCCAAAGAGAAUCCAGCUCUGAGCGAGAAGAAGAAGUCCAGUAUCUGGCAGUUUUUCAGCAGGCUCUUCAGCUCCUCGUCUGGUGGCGCAGCCAAGAAACCCGAAGCGCCGGUCAACAUGAAGUACAACGCUCCCUCGUCACACGUGGUGCCGUCGGUGAAGAAACGCAGCAGCACGCUCGCUCAGCUGCCCAGCGACAAAUCCAAAGCCUUCGACUUCCUCAAUGAGGAAGCUGAGGUGGAGACUGUAGUGUCCCGUCGAGAGCAGAAAAGAGCUCAGUACAGACAGGUGAAAGCUCACGUGCAGAAAGAGGACGGCAGAAUGCAGGCGUACGGAUGGAGUUUACCUCCAAAAUACAAGGUGGCCACUGGUGGACAAGCAGAUAGUAAGAUCAAAAACCUGCCGGUGCCUGUUUACCUGCGGCCUUUAGACGAGAAAGAUGCUUCCAUGAAGCUGUGGUGCGCUGCAGGAGUCAAUCUCUCCGGGGGUAAAACGCGUGAUGGAGGCAGUAUUGUGGGCGCGAGUGUGUUUUAUAAAGACGUGUCUGGAGGAGAGAGAGUUCCCAUCAGCACUGGCAGGAAGAGCGGGUCUCAGAGCAGCCUGGACCGUCUGGAAGAAGAGCUCAAGGAUCAGGAGAAGGAGCUCCGGCAUCAGGACGAGCUCUCCAGCCUGGUGUGGAUCUGCACCACCACACACUCCUCCUCUAAGGUGCUGGUGAUCGAUGCAAACCAGCCCGGAAACGUCCUGGAGAACUUCUUCAUGUGCAACUCACACGUGCUGUGCAUCGCCAGUGUUCCAGGCGCUUGUGAGACAGAUUACCCGGCCGGAGAGGAUACGGGGUCAGAGGUGGAGGGCGGCGCCGAGGGUCCGUCUACAGUGCGCUGCUCGGCCGGCAGCUUCUCUGCGGGCUCUGAUGGAGGUCUGGAGGGCAUCAGUGUGGUGGGCUGCUCUGCUGACAUCCCUCACACCGUCUGCACAAACUCCACACACACCCCUGACUCCGAUGAGGUUGUGUCUGCGCGGCAGCAGGACUCUAUCAUCACUGCAGCAGAAGAAGCUCUGGAGGCCACAGAGAGCAGCAGCAACACUCCAGCAGACGACACUCAGCCACAGAUCUACACUGAACACGUGUUCACCGACCCGCUGGGGGUGCAGAGCAGCAGAGACGCUCCGGCCAGCUACACGCAGAGGGAGUGUGAUCUGGUGAAGGACGGUGUGAGUUCUCUGUCUCAGGAUCAGGAUCUGAUGAGAGAAGAGGCCUGUAAGAUGAGCAGUGUUCUGCCUACCAUGUGGCUCGGCGCUCAGAACGGCUGUGUGUAUGUUCAUUCAUCGGUAGCGCAGUGGAGGAAGUGUCUUCACUCCAUCAAGCUGAAGGAUUCUGUGCUGGGGAUUGUACACGUGAAGGGUCGUGUUCUGGUGGCUCUGGCCGACGGGACGCUCGCCAUCUUCCACAGAGGCGUUGACGGUCAGUGGGAUUUGAGUAACUAUCACCUGCUGGAUCUGGGUCGUCCUCAUCACUCCAUCCGCUGCAUGACUGUGGUGCACGAUAAAGUCUGGUGCGGAUACAGAAACAAGAUCUUUGUGGUGCAUCCCAAAGCCAUGAAGAUCGAGAAGUCUUUUGACGCUCAUCCGCGUAAGGAGAGUCAGGUCCGACAGCUGGCUUGGGACGGAGAUGGGAUCUGGGUGUCCAUCCGUCUGGACUCGACCCUCAGACUCUUCCAUGCACACACACACCAGCAUCUGCAGGAUGUGGACAUCGAGCCGUAUGUCAGCAAGAUGCUGGGCACUGGUAAACUCGGUUUUUCCUUUGUGAGGAUCACAGCUCUGAUGGUCUCCUGCAAUCGGCUGUGGAUCGGGACUGGAAACGGAGUUAUCAUCUCCAUCCCUCUGACAGACAAGAGUAAAGAUACAGCAGCAUCGUCCAAACAACCCGGCAGUGCAAUCCGUGUGUACGGAGACGAGAGCGGCGAUAAAGUCACGACAGGAACGUUUGUGCCUUUCUGCUCCAUGGCUCACGCUCAGCUGUGCUUUCACGGACACAGAGACGCCGUCAAGUUCUUCACCGCAGUGCCAGGUCAGGUGAUUCCGUCUGCAUCAGCAUCAGGAGUCGAGGCCAUUGCUGAUAAAUCCUCAGAGUCUCCAACACCAGAACUGGUCAAAUCUGUGCUGGUGAUGAGCGGAGGAGAGGGAUACAUCGACUUCAGGAUGGGCGAUGAAGGAGGCGACACAGAAAACAUGGAUGAUCCCAGUCUGAACCUGCAGCCGUUUCUGGCCAAAGCCGAGCGCUCACACCUGAUCGUCUGGCAGGUUCUGGCCAAUCACGACUGACUGCAUUUAUUCUGAAGCAUAGUUUCCCAUCAUGCAAUUCACCGUUAUCGACAAAAGAAUGACGUUUAUUUGUGCUUUCGCUAUCCUCUUUGGCAAUACAUGAUGGAGAAGGAUGCGUCUGUUUUUAGAGUGAAAGCACAAUAAUGCACUACAUCUGCUCUAGAAGAGCUUUUCUGUUUGUUUGUGGGAAUAAAAAGAGAUGUUGUGCUUAUUUUCAAUCCAGAUACUGUGUGCACAGAUGCAAUAUUUUCAUAUGAAUGUUGCACGCUUACCAAAGUAUAGAGAGAAACUGAUUUAAUACUUUAUCCCUCCUCGAUCGUGUCCCCGUUUGGCUGGUUCGCCGUCUUUUUUAACACUAGAGUGUGUUGUUUAGUUUUUUCUACAGAGAGCUGCUCCUUUGCUGUAGUGUGUAGAUACAGUGCAGAGACAAGCGCAUAUUUUUAUGACUCUUUUGUACUGGUCUUUUAGACUCUAAUCUGUAAUGGCUGCUCUGCUUGCGUUUCCGGCUGCAGAAAACUAAAUCCUGUCGCAAAACUGGCCAUCGCAGCAUUUAUUUCUAUGAACCAGCCUGAAUGUAACUUUGUACAUUGGAUAUAAAUAUAUAAAAAUACAAAGAUGUAUAUGAAACAGAA